AUGUGGUGGCCCACGCUGCUGGCCCUGCUGGUCCCUGUGGUGGCCCAGUUGCACCCCGAGCGGGAGCUGGACACCCAGUGGGACCUAUGGAAGGAAACCUACCGCAAGCAGUACAACACCAGUGAGGAGGUGGUGAGGACAAUGACAGGGUUGAAGGUGCCCCGUGGUCGUCCACGUCGCAACGAAACGCUCUAUGUCCCCGACUGGACCGAGAGAGCCCCGGCGGCCGUGGACUGGAGGAGGAAAGGUUACGUGACCCCUGUCAAGAACCAGGGCCAGUGCGGCUCGUGCUGGGCGUUCAGCUCCGUGGGUGCCCUGGAGGGGCAGCUCAAGCGCAGGACGGGGAAGCUGCUGUCCCUCAGCCCCCAGAACCUGGUGGAUUGUGUGGCCAACAACGACGGCUGCGGUGGCGGGUACAUGACCAACGCCUUCGAGUACGUGCGGCAGAACCGCGGCAUCGACUCCGAGGAUGCCUACCCUUACAUCGGCCCGGGCUGGGGCUUGGGCGUGUACUACGACGAGAGCUGCAAUGCCCAGAACAUCAACCACGCGGUGCUGGCGGUGGGCUACGGCACGCAGAAGGGCACCAAGCACUGGAUCAUCAAGAACAGCUGGGGCGAGGAGUGGGGCAACAAGGGCUACGUGCUUCUGGCGCGCAACAUGAACAACGCCUGCGGCAUCGCCAACCUCGCCAGCUUCCCCAGGAUGUGA
Messenger RNA from Nestor notabilis (Kea), 711 nucleotides. RefSeq names its product cathepsin K (gene CTSK). The record is from RefSeq and is a predicted model, not a curated record. Lineage: Eukaryota; Metazoa; Chordata; Aves; Psittaciformes; Psittacidae. The coding region runs from base 1 to 711 and encodes 236 amino acids. Gene Ontology annotation, cellular component: lysosome. Gene Ontology annotation, molecular function: cysteine-type endopeptidase activity. Gene Ontology annotation, biological process: immune response. The transcript has 5 exons.